Vicia villosa (hairy vetch) is the source of this 1194-nucleotide messenger RNA. Its product is annotated as cytidine deaminase 1-like. Bases 93 to 1040 code for a protein of 315 amino acids. The record is from RefSeq and is a predicted model, not a curated record. Gene Ontology annotation, molecular function: cytidine deaminase activity; zinc ion binding. Gene Ontology annotation, cellular component: cytosol. The transcript has a single exon. NCBI's taxonomy places the organism in Eukaryota, Viridiplantae, Streptophyta, Magnoliopsida, Fabales, Fabaceae.
UUCAUCUUCCCCUACCCUGCUCUUUCUCCCUCGCACACACUUCCUCAAAGCUUUUAAAUAAAAAUAAUUUUAAAAAAAGUGUGAAAAAAAAAAUGGAGAAACCCAGAUUCAUAAUAGAAGCAUCAGAUGCAAAAUCGAUGGGCCUAUCAACGGGCCUAACCCUAACCCAACUACUUCCAACCAUCGUCAAAUCGGCCCAACCUUUAGCCCGUGUCCCCAUCUCCAAAUUCCACGUAGCAGCCGUCGGAGUCGGAAUCUCCGGCCGAAUCUUCAUCGGCGUCAACGUCGAAUUUCCCGGCCUUCCUUUCCAUCACACCAUCCACGCUGAACAGUUUCUCUUAACAAAUCUCUCCCAAAACAAAGAAACUCAGCUUCAAUAUCUCGCCGUCUCCGCCGCACCUUGUGGCCAUUGCCGUCAGUUCCUCCAAGAAAUCCGCGGCGCCUCCGAUAUUCCACUUCUCAUAACAUCUGAAUCUGAAUCCAAAUCUGAAUUCACAUCGCUAUCAGAGUUUCUCUCUCAUCCUUUCGGUCCUCACGAUCUUCUUCCUAAACACGUUCCUCUUCUCUUGGAGCCUCGUAAUAACGAUUUGUCGUUUCUCGAUACCGGAUCCAACGUUUAUAGUAAUAAUAAUAAUAACAACAACAAUAAUAGUAAUAUUAUUCAAUCUUCGAUCUCGAUCUCGAUUUCGAAGUUGAAGAUUGCGGCACUUGAAGCAGCGAAUGAAUCUCACGCGCCGUACAGUGAAUCACCUUCCGGCGUAGCGUUAUUGGAUUCGCGCGGUAAUGUUUACAAAGGCUCUUACAUGGAAUCUGCUGCUUAUAACCCUAGUUUGGGGCCGGUACAGACUGCUAUUAUAGGUUUCAUUGCCGGUGCCUCCGCCGGAGAUGGUUCGGCGGAGUACGGUGAAUUAGUGGAAGCGGUGUUGGUUGAGAAAGACGAUGCGGUGGUGAAGCAGGAAAGUACGGCGAGGUUGUUGCUGAGUUCAAUCGCACCGCAGUGCGGCUUCAACAUGUUCCUUUGCAUUUCUAAUAAUAAAUAAUUGAUUUUAUUAUUGUUUUUAUUUAAUUAUUUGAGUGGAUCUGUAUGGUUGUUGAAUAUUGCAAAACAAAAUGAGAAGUUAUGGAUAAUAUGGUGUACUAUAGUAAUAUUAAUAAUCAUAAAUGAUAGUAUAUGAUAUUAUUCACUUUUUUGUC